Messenger RNA from Sapajus apella (tufted capuchin), 2944 nucleotides. RefSeq names its product chromosome unknown C3orf56 homolog (gene PRR23E). The transcript has 2 exons. NCBI's taxonomy places the organism in Eukaryota, Metazoa, Chordata, Mammalia, Primates, Cebidae. The record is from RefSeq and is a predicted model, not a curated record. Bases 1443 to 2192 code for a protein of 249 amino acids.
AAGAUAAAUACUGACAGUAAUACUAACAACUCAACAAAAAGCACGUAUGAUAAGUGUGGUCUUAGACAAAAUAUGAUUCAAGGCAAAAACCAUUUUGACGAACCAAGGAAAGCAUAUCAGGCAAGGUUACAGUGUGGAACAUUCAAGUGGUUAAUUGAAGAACACUGAAUGUUAAUGAAUGAACUGUUUUCAGAGGCCUGGGGAAAGGUAAGGAAAGCAAGAAGGAAUGUUAAAGUCUUUGCAGACAAUUGGGAGUCACGACCAUUCUGGGCUGAACAGCAGGGAAGGCACAAUGCCAUCAGCACCCAGAGGCAGCUGGGAAUCUCAGAGAGAAGUGACCGCUGCUGGUCAUCUGGGACAAUCAGUUGUGUUGUAUAUAUUUUACAGUGUCUACUUUGUGGCUUCUUGUGACCUUCUGGAUAAGCAAAUGGAUUUUCUGGGUCCCACUCAUUGCAUUAAUGUGGGUCUCCCAAGGUGGUGUGAGGAUGAAAUAAGCAAAUGCCUGAGAGGUGCUCAGAACAGAUCCUAGCACAGAGAAAGUUUCCCUUAAACGUUGGGGGUGGGGGUACUGGGAGCUGCACACCCGAAUGACCACACUCGAAGUAGCGUGCACAUUCGGAAGGUUUGACUUCUCUUCCUGUGGGAUGGCCCAAUUGCUUAAGCUCCAGACUCAGCAAACGCAGGAUCUGCCCCAGCUGAGCACACUACUCUUCUGAUGAAAAUUGCAACGGCUGGCGGAGCUUACUUGCCCGGAAGUAAGCUUCUCCUGCCCCACCCACAAGGCGCUGGAAGGAGGAAGGCAUAGCAGAUCUGCUGUCUGGCUCUACGUUCCCCCAAACGUCCACUCUGCUCCAGCCUCACUGGCCUCCCCUCUGGACCUGUGGGCCUCCCAUCCCCUCUCCCGUGAGCUCCACUCCCCUAGCACGGCUGGGGCCCACCUAGUGUGGAGACUCCACCGAAAGCUACUGCCUCCAGGCCUCCUCCCCAGGCCUCCCACCCCAGGCCUUCAGACCCUGGUAACACCUCUGCGCUCUUGGUGUAGCUCUCAACCUUCAUUUCUGGAAUAAGCAGCUGACCCAAUCAACCCCACUGGCGUCUACACCUUGGAGACUGAGUCCUAAGACCUCUGCUGGCCACCGCCUGGAGCCCAGGCCCCGCUCCACGGCUGCGCGCUUUCGGGUAAAAGCCUGGGACGGCGCUUCUGUGGUCUCCUGCCGCCACCUGAACCGGGGACGGCAGCGCCUAGGGAGCCCCAAGACCUCUUACGAGAGCAUUUCAACUCUGCUGACAAACCUCAACUACUCCAGGGACUUCGCUGGAAAGAAACGUUCUAGAAAGACCAAGUGGAUACUAGGAGUCCCCUGAGGUGCGUGUGGCCUCAGCUUGCAGAGGAGCACACUUGCCAGACACUUCGGAGCUUUGAAGGGCACAGGCCAUCUAAGAUGAGCACAGGUGCAUCAGAGAAACAAGCAGAGCAGAAGGUCUGCCGUGCCUUCCAGGCCUCCAAGGAAGCCCAUGGGACUCUGGCAGCCAUGGCCCCUUGGGUGGUUGUGGGCUCUGCCGAUGGCUCCUGCACCUGCCUGGGAGCCCAGCCUGUAACUGACCCAGCCCUCUGGCCUGUCAUGGGGACUUCCUCUGUCGUCUACUCCUGGAUGGGAUGUUUUCCACAAGCUUACCCAGCCUUCUGGGCUUACCCUUGGGUGCUGUAUGGUGGGUAUCUCUGGAUGGGGUAUCCCCCUCCAGCUGCCUUGGUGCCUUCAGUGUGGCCAUAUUGGAGGGGCACCUCCAGCUUUGACCCCCUCGUGAGAAGUCUGUACGUGGAUGCCUUGGCCCCCAACCUAUUUUCUAUCCCCAUGGGAUUCCCACCCAGCUACUCCAUGGCCUCUCCCACUCUGGGUGGGGCCAUCUCCAGCCGCUGUCCCCAGGUGGGAUACCAGACUCCAGACAGCUCAGCCCCCAUGGCUGCAGCUGGGGAGCUAUCCAGAGGAGCUCCCUACUUGAAGAGAUGCCAAGCCCCUCCCUCAGAAUGGGCCUCCAGGUUCAGUAUUUGGGCACCUUUGCCCCACUGCAGCUCAGAGCUCCGCCCUCUGCCCCCUUCCCCCAUUGAAGAUUCUCAGUCAGACCCCGGCUGCCCCAGCUCCUCCUCCCCCCGCUCACCCUGCAGGGCUCGCCGCCGCCUCUUUGAGUGCUGAUCAGCCCUCCAGACCCACCUAACAAUCAGAGACAAGUCUGGGUGGACUUUUAGUUUUUGGAAGAGUCUCAGAAGUGAGUUGUUUGCUAUUCUUCAGUACAGAGCACACCUCCUGGACUCAUGCAAGGCCCCUCUAUUUGGUCUUUCUCUUCACUUUCUUGUUUUUCUGUUUGCCCUUCAACCCUGAUACUGGCACCUUUUCUCCUCCCCAGACUGUCCUGGGCCAGCCCUCUGGUAGAUUUGCUGUAAGUCCUCAAACAUGCAUGCAUGCAACCUUGUAAAAUGAGCAUAUUUAAGCUCAACCCACCGUGCAGAGGUGCUCAGUUAGAAUAAGCCUCCAGGUUCAGUAUUUGGGCACUGGUGCCACCCGCCAGCCCAGGACUCUCUCUGGCCCCUCCUCAGCAAAGACCCUCAGCAGGACCCCCGCAUCCCUGGCCACACUGCGGGGCCUGCCGCUGUCUCUUCCAGCAUUGGUCUGUCCUCCAGGGAACCACACACUUAGGCACUUUAGAACCCAUGGAAUCCAGUGAGCACUAGCUGUAGGCUCUGCCUAGAGGCUUCCAAAACCUGUUUGUUCCAGUAUACAUGGAGUAGGAAAUGCUGACUUGUUCAGAGUGCUGGUGCCCUUGGGUCCUUGUGGGUGUGCUCUUUUCACUCCUCACCCCCUCAGCACCCUCUGGAGUAAUGCACACACCAGUAAGAUGUACGGUACAUGCUUUUAAAAUUUUUAAAUAAAUGAUACUGUGCUAUAAA